GGCGGCGAUGGCGACUGGAGACGAGCAUGCUUCCUCUGAAGUUUUGAGAGGACUCGCCCGACAUUUAAAUUGUCUGAACGAAGACAACAAGGCGACAAGAAAAAGAGCUCUGGAGGCGAUCAAGAAGGAGACGGUUGAUAAAGGACUAUCCAGCAGCGCCUUACAGGAAGUCUUUUCUUCCCUCCUCAAGCCUCUCCUUAAAUGCCUGUCAGACCCAAUGGAAAGAUGCAGAGAAACUACUAUAGCGGUUUUAACAGAGUUUAUCCGAUGUGUCCCGAAGCCGGAGGAAUCGCUGCCUUAUCUCAUGCCCUGCUUGGCUCAGCGAUUUGGGGAGAAGGAGAUCCUGGAGCCGGCGGAGGAACUUCGCCUGUCGGCCGUGGAAAUGCUGACUCUAAUAGUGGAAGUGUGCGGGAAGAAUUUAGCACCCUAUCUGAGCGAAGUGAUCAACAUACUACAGAGAACCAUCGUAGACCCUUUCCCCGAUGUUAAACGUGAAAGCUGCAAGUGCACCGUGAACUUUGCGAAGUGUGUGCCAGAGCACUUUCACAUGCAAGCCGAGUGUCUCAUUAAGCCCCUCAUGUUGACAAUUGCUCAUCAGCACACUCGGGUACGGGUUUCUGUCAUCGAAGCCACUGGGGCGGUCAUUCAGCAUGGAAGUGGGAAAAAAGUGGAUGACGUGCUCUCUCACCUGGCACAGAGACUGUUUGACGACUCACCUCAGGUGAGAAAAGCUGUGACUGCAGUCGUUGGUGAUUGGCUGUUGCACUUCAGAGACAGAUAUUCUUAUUUUCACAAACUCAUCCCUCUCCUGCUCAGCACCAUCAAUGAUGAGAUCCCAGAAAUAAGACUUCUAGCCGUUGAUCUGUGGAAGCAGGUAGGCGCACAGUGGGAGAAGGAGAAUGAAGAUGACAUCAAGGACAAAAUGGACUUCCUUCUCACUCCACCUCCACAUUACCCAUCAGAAGUGGAGCGUCCAGGGUUAGGCUGCAGAGAGCUGGUUGUGAGAAAUCUGGGGAAGCUGGUACCGGCUAUCACACACGAUGUGACCGAUUGGCUGGUGCCAACGCGGGUUAAGACCUCUCAGCUUCUCUCAGUGCUGCUGCUCCACGCCGAGGACCAUUGCAUCCAGCACCUGCCAGCCCUAUUGGCCACCCUCUAUCGGGCCUGCACAGAUAGCGAGAGGGACGUAGUCAACAAUUGUCUGGCAGCUGCUAAACUGAUAGGGACCUUUGUCCCUCCACCUGUUUUCCUCAAACUGCUGCUGGAUCACGUGGCCAGCCCACACUCUUCCUCCCACCCUUGGGCCCCCCUCAUGGUCCUGGCUGCCGUGCUCGGAGGAUGCUCCAGGCCCCUCCUUAAACCACACAUCCAGCAGGUCGCCAACACUCUGGCCCAGCCCGAUGUGUGCCAGGGAUAUCAACAGGUUAUGUACUUGGAGCAGUUGCUGGCGUGUGUGGAUGUGCUGCUGCAUCAGUGUGAAUCAGACUGCAUCUCAGUGAGCCUGCAGCUGCUCCAAGUGCUCAUCGCUGUCCAGAGCUUCUCCACUGAGCCACAGCUGAGCGAAAAGGCGUUGGAGAGUGUGCAGUUCUUGUGUAAGGUGCAAGGCUUGGACUUGGUGAUGGAGCUCUAUAGACAACAUAUGGGCCAGCUGCUGGACUGGCUGUCUGCCUCUGUCAACACCUGGUCCAGUUACUCCCCAGAGAGACUUCAGCUGCAUAUCGUAGUCAUACAAUCAGGUCCAGUGAUCGGCGAGUUUUUGAGCCAGUUAAUGCCUCUUCUCCAUAACUGCCUCCAACCAAACAGAGACCCAGAGAUGAGGAUGAGCAUCUUCACAAUGCUUGCAAAGUUGCUGCUGGAUGCAAACAAAACACUGGAUUCUCAGGGGCGUUUCCAUGACGAUUCAGAGAGGUUUCUGAGUGACAUCCUGCUUCCUAACCUGGUGUGGCACGCAGGCCGCACCGCCGCUGCCGUCCGCACCUCUGCCCUCAGCUGUCUGCUGGCAGUGCUGCAUGGAGGUGCCAUCACACGUGGACAGCUGAUCAGUCUGGAGGACAGGAUGCAUCCCCAGGUGUUGUCGGGCCUGGAGGAGGACUCUCAGAUGAGCCGACUGUUGGCUUGUCGCUGUCUGUGUGCCAUACUCAGACUCACAGGAACCAGUUUGCACCAUGAGGCUCUCAAUAAGAUUUACCCCGAGCUUCUGAAGCGUCUGGAUGAUAGCAGCGAGGAGGUGCGCGGUGUGGCCCUGCAGGCUGUGGGGCUGUGGUUUUCCAGCCUGACCAAAGACUACAACCCUGUGCUCUGCGGUGCUCAUCUGCAGCUUCUCUUUCAGCAGCUGCUCCUGCACCUGGAUGACCCUGACAGUUCAGUGCAGGACCAAGUGCUCGAAAUCCUGAAGAAAGGCAGCUCGGCGCACCCUGCACUUCUGAAGAAGGAGGUGGAGGCUGUCCGGGACAAACAGCGAAGUCCUGUCUACUGCGAUCAGCUGCUCCAGCACAUCAGCUCACUGCCCACAGAGUCCACAGCAAGCUGCACGGAGUGACGCUGCACACGGAGAAACGGAGACAGAUGUUUGUGCCUUAACUGUGAAAAAAGUGUUCACUUUCUGUUCUUUGAAGUCUAUUUAAAUGUUUUUUGUUUGUUUUUUUAGCAAGAGUAGAAAACAUUUCCAUGACCUGUUCAUUACCUCACCAUUGUUCUUGAGUACUAUGAGUUUUAUGACUAAAUUUUCUUUAAAAAAAAAAAGAAAAAAAAAAAGGAUUUUUUAAAUAAUUUUUUUUUAUUCAUGUACAGUGUCUCCUUAAUUUGCUGUGUUCUGCAUUCAUUCCUCGUGCUGUACUCCUUUGGCUCUAAUGUUUGAUUUUAAGAAAAAUGUUUUCAAACUGUUGUAUGUUUGGUUGUUUGUGCAUAUCCUGUUUGUACUAAACCGGUCAGAGGAGCUGGUCAUGUGAUUUUUACCUUCAAA
This is a messenger RNA of Pelmatolapia mariae (spotted tilapia), 2962 nucleotides long. RefSeq names its product dynein axonemal assembly factor 5-like. Bases 8 to 2539 code for a protein of 843 amino acids. Gene Ontology annotation, cellular component: cytoplasm. Gene Ontology annotation, biological process: inner dynein arm assembly; outer dynein arm assembly; cilium movement. The record is from RefSeq and is a predicted model, not a curated record. The transcript is spliced from 13 exons. Gene Ontology annotation, molecular function: dynein intermediate chain binding. Lineage: Eukaryota; Metazoa; Chordata; Actinopteri; Cichliformes; Cichlidae.